Molecule: messenger RNA, 1291 nt
Organism: Juglans microcarpa x Juglans regia
Lineage: Eukaryota; Viridiplantae; Streptophyta; Magnoliopsida; Fagales; Juglandaceae
Product: ribonuclease H2 subunit B
Exons: 12
Coding region: 167-1003 (278 amino acids)
Biological process (GO): RNA catabolic process; ribonucleotide metabolic process
Cellular component (GO): ribonuclease H2 complex; nucleoplasm
Source: RefSeq, a predicted model, not a curated record
UCCGCCCAAAAAUCACCUUCAACUUAGCCCACCCUUGCAAAUUUGCAAUUGCAAUAUGGCAAAGCCGCAAAAGUGGGUGUCCUCAUUUGUAAAGGGGUUGCUUAAAGGUCAACAAGACUACGGCUUUAUCCACUGGAUUGCAAAGCUUGCUGUAUACUAAAUUUCCAUGGCUUGGUGGGAAGGUGUUAAGGAAUGUCGUCUCCUUAUUGCAUCUGAUCCUGGGGCAACAGGAAAUGGUGUUGGAAGAUUUUUAUCGCUACGCCAUCCAAAGUCAGGAAAGACUGCUUGCUAUCUCUUCGUCAACGGGUUGCUUCAAGAACUUCAUUGGUUUAAGCAAUCCUAUGGAUCUUGGUUUGUGGGGGAUUAUGUUUGUGAAGAUGGCCGCCUAUAUACUGCAACUCCAGUUGAUCCUGUUUUCAUUAUGCUUCCCAUUUUUGAGGAAGCUAGAAUGAAGAAGGAAGAUGAUCCCGGGAAGUUCAGGCAAUUAGAUGAGAUAAUCUUCAUUCAUGACUAUCCUGGCUAUCAACAUUUACUGUCCAUUGCAGAGAAUUCAAUGCAAGUAGUUUGUGAAAUCAAAGAAAUUGGAUCGUCAAAGUUCUUUAGGCUUGAUGACUCAAAGGUUCUAGCAUGGUUAUAUCACAAGGUAUGUGAGCUAAAAGAGACACUUUCGGUAUUGGACAAAAACUAUGCUGCACGACAAGAGAAGGAUACGUUAGCUGAUGCAGUUUCAAUAUUGGGGGAGUAUGUGAAGGAUGAGCCUUGGUUGAAUCUCCUGUGUAACCAUCUGAAGUUAAAUUCAGUUGAGGCAACUAAAGAAGCUCUAGAGGUUGAGAACCUAUCACCUGCUUCAGGAAGCCACCCAGUUUUUCAGAGCAACUUACUGGGAAAGGGGAGUGACCAAAAGAGCACAAAAACUGGAAAGCCAGCUAAAAAGGCGAAAGUGGAGACAGAAUCCAGGAACAUCAAAGAAAUGUUUUCCAGGGCGUCACGAAGGAGAAACUGAAUCUCUGAAACCUAACACAAAGGAGUAAAUUCUUGUCACUAUGAUCAAACUGCCCUCGGAAUACAAUCAUUGGCUGGCUCUGGCGCAUUGGCUUUUGACUCCCAUGCUUUGUAACAAUAUUUUUUUAAGGUAAUUCCGUUACUUGCGAGACGUAGUUUUGGCAUAUGCGAAGUUAUUUACCUUGUUAAUUUAUCCUAAAGCACUGUGAUGCCACACAAAAUAUAACUGUUUGGAUUGGGAUAUAUGGCGUCAGCCCGGUUACUUAUAAAACUAGAGCGUUUUCAGCCC